Messenger RNA from Strongylocentrotus purpuratus (purple sea urchin), 6525 nucleotides. Its product is annotated as coiled-coil domain-containing protein 85C. The coding region runs from base 294 to 1478 and encodes 394 amino acids. The record is from RefSeq and is a predicted model, not a curated record. Lineage: Eukaryota; Metazoa; Echinodermata; Echinoidea; Camarodonta; Strongylocentrotidae. The transcript is spliced from 7 exons.
UGAUUGAGGUCACAGGUCAAGAUGCGGCCAUGUUUACUACUACGACUUUGACGUGUUUUAUAAUUUAGAUCGCGUUGGAGGUCUACAAACUUCAUCGUUGAAUUGUAAACCUUUCUGUUUCCAUUUUCAUCUGAUUACCACGUACAUAUCAGCAUGAAACAGUGACCAUAAGGCCCAACCUAAAGUUGCCUGAGGAAAAUUCAUCAUGACAGAAAAGAUACACAACGUGAGUGCAGCGAAGUCAAUAUAACUAUAAGAGAUAGAGACAACAAGUUCAAGACAUUGAGGUAAAGAUGGCAGUCAAAUCUGGACCAAGGUUCACUACAGAUGAAGAGUUAAAGAAGUUGAGCUGGGAAGAUGUAGUCAAACGCUUACGAUGGUGUGAAAAGGAGCGAAUGAAGUUGCUGUCUAAUCAAGGGGGUAGCGUAAAGGAAAUCGAACAUCUGUUGAUGCUCAAAACAAAUGAGAUACAAGCUCUCAAGAUUGAAAAUCAGAAACUUCAUGGAGACAAUGUAGAGCUUCGUGAGCUAUGUUGCUUUCUGGAUGAUGACAGACAGAAAGGUAAAAAAGUUUCAACUGAGUGGCAGCGCUUUGGUCAAUAUACAACAAACGUGAUGCGCAAUGGAGUUUCCACGUAUCAGGACAAAUUACGAGAGUUGGAGGAACGGCAAGAAAAGCUAUGUCAGGAGAAUGUUGAAUUGAGAGAGCUGUGCUUUCUCCUGGACCAGGAAAGAACUGGCAAUCAGAGUACUCUCCUUAGUCUAGGCAAUGGAAUUGAUUUAAGAGAAAAGACAAAUAUGAGUAAUGGACCUUCCUCAGUGUUGAAUGAUGGACAUUUAUCAAAAGAAGGGUCUUCCAAAAUGUGGGGGAAUGGUGGUGAUAUUUCAGCCUUGCAAAACAAUGAUCACAUGCCUUUCACAGAGGAUAGAAUCCGCUCUUUUGAUGAAAAGAGGCAAUUUUCUCAACCAGAGACAAGGAGGAAUGGGUCAGAGGAUAAGGUAGAUGGCCCUACACCCAAUCAUGUCACAAGCGCUUCCAACCCAAACCAUUCAUCAUACUCAUCCAGGAAUUAUGGUUCGAGCAUAGAGAAUGGUAACAGGGCUCCUAACUCACCCAAAGCUAUAGUGAAUGCACUCAAGGUAUUGGAGGUUCAUGACAUGUUGGAGCGAGACACAACACCAAACCACCUUGAGAAUGACCAUAUGAACACCAAUGAGAAAGCUAUUGUCAGGGAGAUGUGUAACGUGGUGUGGCGUAAAUUAGGAGACAACCCAAACAACCCCAAUGGAACUGGCCCUAAUGGCACCAACGGCACUAACGGUAGUAGCAACGGCAGUGGCAGUAACCAAUCACAGCGCCCCCAAGCUCCGACCAGGUACUCUAACAGUACUGUCAACCCUCCAGCUAAACCUGCUGGUUACAGCACUCCUCCAUACAGUAGCGGUAGUACAGGCAGUCUUGAAAGGAAGGGUAUCUAGUUUCCGUCAGCCCCAAUCUGGUACUCUUAAUAGUACUGUCAUCCUUCAAGAUACCGGCUAUAGAAAACCUCCAUAUAGAUGAGGUAGAUGAGGCUGUCUGGAAAGAAAAAGUAUUCAGUCAGUGCCCCCCCCCCCCCCCCCCCCUUGCCAUACUCUGCUCUGGUCCCCUAACAGUACUGUCAUCCCUCCGAGUCAGACUGACUGGUUAAUACAGUACACCUGAAUCUUGUCACAACAUUCUGUAUUCUUACUGUGAUCUACUAGCAGUACUGUCAACUAUCAAGUCAGAAGUUGUAGUAAUGGCUGUUAAGGGGUAUGUGGCCUGCCUGGCCUGGUGACAAGACCUUCCAUGUCUACUCUCAGCAGAUGAAUGUGGAAGUUUUACAUCUAAAUGGAAUAAACUAAAUGCUGUGUAUUAAUUUCAUGUAAUUGAUAAACAUAUUUAUAUGAUAAAUGCACCCAAUGAAAGAAUCGGUCAUGAUUCUACAACAGUGAGAAGUGUAUUUAAGGAAACUACUGCAUGAUCUUUAUUUGUUGUAAUAAAAACCAUCAAGUAUUAAUUAUAGUGUUAUUUAUGGUGAAGGAGAAUGAAUGAGAUAUCAGAUCAUAGAUGCCAGUCACUCUUCAAACAUGAAUGCAUAAUGUUUUUAAUGAAGUGUUGUAUAACCAGGUUAUCACUUUGUAUGGCUCUUCUUUAAGAACAUGCCCUCAAUCAUGUAAAUGAAAAGAAAGAGAAAAUUAUAUUUUUAAGAUAUAGGAUCGAAUAACAUCAACAUGAAAUGCCUGGAAAACACAACAGGUGUAUGUAGAUUUGAAAUAUGAAGAAAGGCUUUUAUAUAUUCAAAUUGCAAAUCUGAUUUCUCUUGAUUUCUAUUUCAUAUGGUUGUAAUUUCACUUUGAAUAUUUCUCAACCGGGUAGAUUAAAAGACAUAAAAUAUCAGUAGAUACUAUAGAGUUAGGGCAAAUGCAGAUUGCUUUUCUGGUGAGGCUAAAGUUCACUGUUGAAGUUAGAAUCCAACUACCAUAGUUUUUAUAUAGGUCAGUUUUUGCCAGACCAUACAUGUAUACACUACAGAAUACAUGUAAAUAUAUGAUAAAUUAAGCAUCCCACCGCAAACUGGGAUGAUGGUAGUUUAUAUUGGAAAGGUAUGGAUUUAAGUCAUAUAAAUGUGUUUGUAUUGGAGAAUCUGAUGAUUUCAAUAGGGUAUCAAUAUCUUUAUACAGCUUCUUACUUGUUCCAUAACACUGUACAUUAUGCAGUGAUAUUUCACUUAGCUAGGUCCAGAUUCUUUGACACUCCUUGAGGUGGAAGGCCAUAAUCUCUGCAUUGUUGAGGGAUUUAAGAGCUGAAUGGCUGUUGUUCAGCCAGGGUCAUCCAUCUAUUCAAAUGCUUAUCUGCUCUGUGUCAGUUGAGAUUGGAAUCUCAAAGGAAGAAUCUCAAUGGAGGGCGAAGUUGCUCCUUUGAAUGGUUGAUGCAUGAUUGGGCUAUAGCACUGAUUGUUUUUUCCCCUGAUUCACAGUUGUAAGCUUUUUUUGAACUGAUGAACUAGUUUUGUACAAGUGCACUGAGAACUAAAAUGUGUGACGUAUUGUAGUAGAACCUUGACCAACACCUUUUAUUUAUGUUUUAUAUAUAAUCCUGCUUGAUGUCUUAUUUGGGCUAUUUUAUUUUUACAAUAGAUGUUUGGGAUGUUUACAUAUGAGAGGUUUAAGAAGUCAUCAGACCCCUUGAAUGUGUAGCAAGUGUAUGAAAUGAAUCUUUGAAUACCAUAAAAUAUCAGAUUUAAAGAUUUUAUUCAAUGAUUACAUCACAGAUACUGUCGGUGAAAGCACAAGUCUCCAAAUUUGAGAUUGUCUUGAAUUGAGAAUUUGAGAUAGUCUCUAAGAGACAUCUUGCUGCACACCGUAAUUGAAAAGUCAAUAUUAUGUAUCUAUAUAUAUACUUGUAUAUUAUUUGUGUAUAUACACAUUAUUACAUUUACAUUAUUGAUUAAGUAAAAAGAUAUUUACCAUUUUAAAACAUGAAGAAAAGCACCUGUAAUUGUAAAACAGUUGCAAAUUGUGUCACUGACUUAAAACUUGAAUUGUUUUUUGUAACAUACAUUCUCUGCAUCAGAUUUUUAGUGUAAAUAAAUUUUGUAUCAUUGUAAAUAUUUUGUAAAUUAUACACUGAAUUUGAAUACUAUUUGUAAGUUGACCAGUGUAGCUCCUGUCUAUUGCGAUGUAAAGACAACAAGCUGAUGUGGAGGUGGAAGCAACUAUAUGUAUCUUUACCAUAUCACAUUUAUUAAAAAGGAAUAAUGAACAGUAUUGCUAGUAUUUUCUUCAAGAUUUACGCAAGUAUUCAGAAUGGAACAAAGAAGACGGGGAGAUAUAUCCUGAAAUAAUGUUUUAUUGCAAAGCUAGUCGGUGAAGCUGUCAAUCUCUUUAGCAGUACAGCAAAUAAUUGGUUGUGUGUGUAACUUUAAGAAUGAAUUUGAGCUUGUGCAUGUAUGGAUACAUUAUCUAAUGAUACUUAUAGUUGCUUCCAUGUCGGUGCAAAAGUAUUAUUGCAUUCCACUUUUUCUAACAUUUUCUUCUUUUUGUAGUCAACUCAUGUGUAUAAAGUAAUCAUAAAUUUUAAGAAAAAAUAUGUGUUAUAUUGAUAUUUCCUUUUACUUAUAACUCAUGAAAUGAUAUAAUACUCUUGCAUACAUGUAUACAAUACACAUGAGCAUAUUUGAUUAUGUGCUUAUUUCUUGAUAAUAUUACUCUAAGUUCAAGACAGAGACUGAUUAAAAUAUAUAACUUCAUUGUCAGAGGGGAAGUACCGGUAUUGGGCUUAAAUCUGUGUGGUUCUUCCUCAUCACUACUCACUAAUAACUAUGCAGGUUUGUAUUGAUGUUGAAAUUGUGUAAAAGAGAUUUGAUAACUGGAAUUAAUCUGAAGCUGAAAUAGAUUUUUUCAUUCAAAGGGGAGGACGAGGGAGUAAAAUCUUUCAAUAUUAUUUGCUAAUUGCAGGUUAAACAUUUUUUAUCUGGAUUAAUCCAAUCUUAAAUUGCCACAUUGAGGUCUUAAAAUCUAUUACCAAAGAUUGCUCAUGCGUAUUAUGUGUACAGAGAUUGUUGCUGUUUGUAGGUGAACCAUAGGUUUAUUUCUGUCUUUCUCUAUUCCUCUCUCAUUUUCUCUCUCUCUCUCUUUCUCUUUCUCUCUCUCUCUUUCUCUCUCUCUUUCUUCCCCUCUCUCUUAAUGUCAUUCUGUUUGAUCUUUAUUGUCUUCAAUGUUUGCAUGUUUAAUGUGUAUUGAUUUGUACUGUAUACUUUUUUGAGAUACGAUUUGGGCAAAUAUUAUCUCCAAAGGACAAGUCAGAUAUCUUUUGGGGGCUCAUUGAGAGAGACAUGAUCUGGUAAUACUUGCAAGUAAUCCAAAUCACUAUCUGAUUCUGUGUCAGCAAUAAAGUCCUUUGAUGUACCUUUACAAAAGAUACUUAUGUUCGUGUUGUGUAAAAAAUCAAGUAUUUCUCUUUACCGGUAGAUGUAAUUUUUUAAUUUGUUAUUGCUGGUUUGUGAGACAAAACAAAAAUGUUCAAAAAGACAUCUUAAAAAACGAUUCACCCAUAAGAUUACCUGUGAUCAUUAUACCGUACAUCCUGUAUGCUUCUGAUUCUGUUAUCAAGUGUCAUUUUGUUGGAAAUGCAAAUUAAUGAAAGUAAAAGAUACCAUGUCUCCUUGUGAUUGGAGCAUGUCUGAAAUGGCUCCGGCACCCAGUGUACCACUUAACAAUUCAUGCAGCAAGUGUGUUUUUGUAUUGGUAAAUUUUAGCAAAGGUCAUUGUUUUGAUUUUGAUUAAUAAUGUACUUGUGUUGGUCUUGUACUUCAGGAGAUGUGAUCUCUCAUAUGAUUUUAUUGGUAUCCUGGAAAGAUAGUAAGAGAUCUGAAAGUGCUUAAAUUGAUAUAGAAUCAAUGAAUUACACAUUUGGUUACUUGUUCAUUGAACGCAUAAAGAUAAUCAUUUUCUUGUGGAAAGUCAGUAAAUUUACGUCACCUAGGUAAAAUCUAGAACAUUAAAAUCUUUUUGUAGUGCGAUAUAUAAUGUACUCGAUAAUUAGUCCCAUCUUGUAGAAAUUAUGCCCUGUAUUCAUCAAAAUUCUUGAAAUAAUGAAAAAGCAAUGUCUUUUGUAUUCUCUUGUAUUUUAUAAUCAUUUCAGAGCAAAUACCUCAAUCUAUUUAAUACUGCUUACUUUAUGAUUUGUAAUUGUAUGUAUUCACCAAUAUAAAGCAUAUUACUGGUUUGCUACUUGUAUUCUCUUUAUCAUGUAUGAUUUCUAUUCAAGUAUUUAAACAAAAAAUAGAUUUCUCUUUCUAUUUAUUUGCUCAUAAUGCUUAUUAAUUUUGUGACCAUAACUAUAGAAACACUAAGGUAAUCCCUUUGAAUUCUAGUGAGUGUUUUGUGGGUGUAUUAACAUCAUUCUCUAUAACAGCAAUACAAGUCAUUAAACAAAUCUUCUCAUGUGUCCUUCACCAAGCAAUGGCAUCUUAUGGCAGAACUUCCCUUUUGAAGUUUAGGCAUGAUUUACAUACAAAAAGUAUACUGCCUUUAAAAAAAGUGGGGUAAGUGGGGGUAAAAAAAAAAGGCCCAUAUGAUACAUGUACUAUUCUGUUUUCAAAGAUACACAAAAAUGAAGCACACUUAAGAUCGAUGUAUUGUAUUUUUUGCCAUGGCUGUUUACCACAUCAUGUGAAUGAAGGGCUUUAUUAAUUCAUUCAUGAAAAAAAAUAUUAAUCAUAGACAUGGGGAUUUGCUUGUCUACAGGAAUCUCCCUGAUUUUCAUGAAUCCAGUUAACAUUCUUUUAUUACUUUAUAUAUGCUAGGUGAUUUUUUUUUUUUAAUAAUUAAACAUGGGGACACAUCGAGAGCUUAUGUAUGAUGGUGGUGACAAUUUAUUUAAAUAACCUUUGUAUAUGAUCUUUUAUCUAUCAUGUCUCACUCUGUACUUCGAUGUAUGGCUCCAUGCAGUUGUACUGGUUAACUUCAUUUAACUUGCAUUAAAUAGUAAAAGGAAAUGAUA